Messenger RNA from Psylliodes chrysocephalus, 3829 nucleotides. Lineage: Eukaryota; Metazoa; Arthropoda; Insecta; Coleoptera; Chrysomelidae. The record is from the annotation of a GenBank genome assembly.
CACUAUCCUUUUUACAAGACACAUUAAUUAUGAAUAAAAUUAAUUCUAAUGCUGAUAUAUUCUACACUCGAUCAAUAACUGUUGAAUUUUAUGUUUUAAUUAUUAAUAGUGAGGUUCGUAAAGUGGUGCUUAGAAACAACAGCAAAGGUUUAAAUGAUGUAUCGAAAAGUAGCUGCUAACCAUGAUAUGAUCGUGAUAUUAAAAUAUCCUGUAAAUGAACCCUAAUAAGAUGCCUCUCACGUUUUUUGAUAUUUUUAUUAGCUAAAUAAAUUAUUUUACAAGUCAUAGUUCUAUAAAAAAGAAGAAUAAUUUGAGGUUAAUUCUCGUCCUCAAGUUUUGAUAAAAAAACGUCAAAAAUAAAAAGUUAUUUAUUAAAGUAACUUGAGUGAAAUGUAGAUUGAUUUAAUUUUAUCUAAAAAUAAGGACGUCUACUGAUUAAAUAUGUUUCCAGAACAAGACAAAAAUAACUCUCAGAAUGAUACUGAUGAGAAAAAAUAUGAAAUACAAGGAUAUAACAAUUUUCAGGACUUCAUGAAGGAUGGUUUCAAAACAUUAAUGGAAGCCAUAAGGCACUCAAACAACUUACCUCAAGGUUCUGAUUGGAAUUUCUACAAUACACAUGAUGGAUUUGUUAAAAUUAUUAAUGACGAAAGUACUACAGUACUAAAACAAAUCAACACAAUUCUACGAACUAAUCAAACAGAAGGAAACAUUUAUCACAGAGGAUUAGAUGAAAAAACUGAAUUAAUUGUAGAGGGCAAUGAUAAUAUAUUGGAGAGGGUAGCAAUAAAUAUAGAUGAAAUGAAUGGUAUAAGAAAAACCGGCAACGCACCUAUUUUAAUCCAAAGUGUUAGUGCUGAGCUGCCUAUCAAUGGAUCUUGGAAUCAAGUCAAUAAUGCUACAUUUUCAGUUACUUCUUUGGCCACACAGGGUAAACCCAAAAAUAAGGGUAGUGUAAUGAGACUACUGACAGCUAAAAACAUUAUUAGACCUCAAACAUUUUUUAAAGACAAAAUUAUAAAUAGCAGCAGUUUUCCUUGGGAGCCUAGGAUUAAAGACAAACCAAAUUCCUUGAAACCUUUGGCGAUAUUUUUAGAAGAAACCCAAAAUGGGGAAGAAUAUUCCCAUCCUUAUGAGUUUGAAUUAGAAAGAUUCACACCUUCUCCUGAGCAAUUGUUAACACAAACACCCAUCAAACCUCUCCCCAUUGAAGUUACUCCUCUUAUAGAAGUAUCUGAACCUCAUCAGUUAGACGAUCUGCUAAAUGAUUUGCGGAACUGUAAAGAGUUUGCUGUCGACUUGGAACACCACUCUUACCGAACAUUUAUGGGAAUAACUUGUCUUAUGCAAAUAUCUACUAGAGAAAAAGAUUAUCUCAUCGACACACUUACAUUAAGGGAUACAUUACACGUUUUGAAUGAAGUUUUCACUAAACCUACAAUUUUGAAGGUUUUCCAUGGUGCAGACAGUGACAUUCUGUGGUUGCAACGAGAUUUGUCCAUCUAUGUUGUUAAUAUGUUUGACACUUAUUAUGCAGCCAAAAAACUAGAAUAUUCUGGUCUCUCUCUGGCUUAUUUAAUGCAACGAUUUUGCAAUUUUGUUCCUGAUAAACAAUUUCAAUUAGCCGAUUGGAGGAUGAGACCAUUGCCUGAUAACUUAAAAUGUUACGCCAGAGAAGAUACCCAUUAUCUGUUGUAUGUUUAUGAUAUGCUUAAAAAUGAGCUAUUGUCACGUACAAACGGUCAUAAUUUAUUAUUGUCAGUUUUCGAUAGUAGUACUGAAGUUUGCAAAAAGAGAUACUUUAAACCUGUGUUAAGGGAGGACAGUUAUUUAGAUUUUUACAGAAAAUGUAAAAGAUUGUUUGACAAUAGACAACUGUAUGCAUUAAAAGAACUUUAUAGAUGGAGGGAUGAAAUAUCUAGAAAGGAAGAUGAAAGUACAGGGUAUGUUUUACCAAACCAUAUGUUGUUACAAAUUGCGGAAACUUUACCAAGAGAAAUGCAAGGAAUUUUAGCUUGCUGUAAUCCAAUACCACCUCUUGUUAGAUCCAACUUAUUAGAACUACAUCAUAUUAUUUUGAGGGCCAAAGAACAGUCUUUAGAAAAGCCGAUUCUUCAAGAAGACACGAGAGCUAGGGGAACCACAAAGAAAAUGUCGAAAAUAAAUGUGGACAGUCAGUUAAAUUGUCCACAUGAUUUGACAAAAUCUAGUGAAUUUAGAGAUGACUUACCAACGAUUCUUGGAAAGGCACUAGAAUCUAAUAUUUCGGCACUAGUGGUCAGUAAACUUGAAAAAGAAUCAACAACACCUAAAUGCUCAGUUUUCAACACUCCAGACAAUUCCGAUGAUGAUGAACAGAGAAUUAAGGCUAGAGAAAAGAUGCAGACUUUCAAAUUUUUGGGCCCUUUCGAGAGAUAUAAAUUAGUUAGACCUUACAUUCAAGCUGAGGAAGAGAAACUAUCCAAAGAUAAAGAAGAGUCUAAAGCAUCUCAAAAACCGGAAGAAGACACUAGAACUGACGAAGAAAGAAUCGAAUCGAUUCGUGAAUUGUUCUUAUCGUUAGCCAAAAAAACGGCACCCGAUUCUGAAAAUCUCGAUCGUUCGUUGGUCCAAAUGGGCGGUAGAAAAAGAAAACGGGAGACUUUACCUCCACCCCAAUCGACGUCACACCAUCCCGUGUUUUUACCCAUUUCAAACAAGACUAUCGAAGAAGAUAAUCCAAGAAAGAGAAGAUCUAGUGGCGUUGCGCCAGACGACGUUAGUCCGCCAAAAAGGAAAAAACAAAAGAAACCUAAAAAUAAUUCGCGAAAUAAUAAAAAUAAUCCAGAGGAAUUUUCUGGAACAUCUCGAGAUCAGGAUGAACAAAACCAACAACGAUUUUCUGGGGAACAAGAUCCGGGGAAUCAACAACACCCACAAAGCCAAAAAGGUAAAAAUAAGAAAAAGAAACAACAGAAGAAUAGAAACGGACCUCAAGGUCAAACAGGUAAGUAUAAUCAGCCAGGUUGGAAUCCACAAAAUCAAGGACAACUUGACAAUCCAAAUCAAAGAGAGCAACACGAUCAAGGGCAAAAACGUCAACGUAACCGAGGUCCAAAAGAUCAGCAACAUCAAAAUCAAAGAGGUCAAACUUCACAAUCUGGCAUUAGUAAAGAUAAUCAGAACCAAGAAUUUGCUGCUUAUGAUUAUAGUUCCGUAGAUUUUAGGCAGUUCCAAGGUGGCGCUGGUACUGUUUCAAAACCACAGGAGUUUAAGAGUAAUUUCAAAUUUAAGGGUAAAAAGACAGGUGCAAACAGGGGUAACAAUAGAUCGUCCACAAUUGGAACAGCACCUAGAGGGGGCGGUAGAGGAAGGAGCAAUAGGGGAGGGGGAGGCGGCGGAAGAAGCGGGAGCAGUAGGGGAGGAGGAGGAGGCGGCGGAAGAGGAAAAGGGAGAGGUCGUUGAUUAAAAUUUAGAAAAUAUUUACCUAUUGUUUUUUAUUGAGAAUUGUUUACAUUUUGUACAUUUUCUUGAAUAAACGUUUACAAAGAAUAGUAGUUUGUGCAACAAGAGUGGAUUUGAUGGCCAUAUCGCACGAAGACGAAAAUUGAGAACGACGCCGUAGGCGGAGUGCUCUAUCGUCUGAGUGAUUGGCGGAUUUCAUUUUUUUGCAGAGUUCUCACUACCUAGAAAGGAUAUGAAAUAUAUUCGUUCAGUUGAAGUUAAUAGCUUACUUUUUCGUUUUGUAAUCUGUGCAUAGAUAUAGUAAUAUCCAUGUUGGUGUAGAAAAAAUAAUUUUUUUAUCAGAUGUAGACCCGCAUAAAUCGAGAAGAAUAUAUAGAUCACGCUG